AUGGAGGAAGAUGAGGAUGAGUUUGAAGAGAUAACGCAGGAAGAUUGUUGGACCGUCAUAUCCAGCUUUUUCGAGCAAAAAGGUCUCGUCAGACAGCAAUUGGACUCUUUUGAUGAGUUUGUACAAAAUACCAUGCAAGAGCUCGUGGAUGAGAAUGCGGAUCUUAUCCUCGACCAGGCCGAUCAACACACUGGUCAUGACACAGAUAUGACGCGACGCUACGAGAUCAAAUUUGGCCAGAUUUACCUGUCGCGACCGACUGUCACAGAAGCGGAUGGAUCCGUGGUCCCAGUGUUUCCUCAGGAGGCUCGUUUGCGGAACUUGACGUACUCAGCCCCAUUAUACAUUGAGAUGAAGAAGAGAGUCCUUCUCGGGCGCGAAGAUCCUGACGGAGCACCUGGAGAGAUUUUGUGGGAGGCAGAGCGACAUGAGGCACCUGAGGAUACCACGAAGGUCUGGAUUGGCAAGGUCCCUAUCAUGCUUCGUUCGACAUUCUGCAUACUUCGAGACUUGCAAGAUCAGGACUUGUACGACUUAAACGAGUGUCCGUAUGAUUCAGGAGGUUACUUCAUUAUCAAUGGCUCAGAGAAGGUCCUCAUCGCCCAGGAGCGUAUGGCGACCAACCACGUCUAUGUCUUUGCCAAAGCACAGCCAUCACCGAUAAAUUUCUUGGCCGAGAUUCGGAGUGCUGUAGAGAAAGGUGGCAAGACUAUCAGUCAAUUCCAGGUCAAAAUGUUCCACAGAAAUCAGGAGCGAUCGUUGGGUAAUGUCAUGAAAGCAACCAUCCCUUACAUUCGUGUCGACAUUCCCAUUUGGGUCGUUUUCCGCGCUCUCGGCGUUAUCUCUGACCGAGACAUCCUAGAGCACAUUUGCUAUGACAUGCAAGACGCCCAGAUGCUUGAAAUGCUCAAGCCAUGUAUCGAUGACGGUUUUGUCAUUCAAGACCGCGAGGUUGCUCUAGAUUUCAUUGGAAACCGUGGAACCACUACUGGUUUGUCGCGAGAGCGGCGUAUUCGCUACGCUCAGGAAAUCUUGCAAAAGGAGAUGCUUCCUCACGUCUCCAUGUCGGAGGGCUCAGAGUCAAAGAAGGCCUACUUCUUCGGAUACAUGAUCCACAGACUACUCCUCGCCGCCCUUGAACGGAGAGAGCUGGAUGACCGUGAUCAUUUCGGGAAGAAACGUCUUGAUUUGGCUGGUCCUUUACUCGCUGGUCUAUUCCGCAUGCUGUUCAAGAAAUUGACGAGGGAUGUUUACCGUUAUCUCCAGAAGUGUGUGGAGACGCACAAGGAGUUCAAUCUCUCGCUAGCUGUUAAGCACCAGACAAUCACCAAUGGUCUCAAAUAUUCACUUGCUACCGGCAACUGGGGCGACCAAAAGAAGGCAAUGUCGUCGAAGGCUGGUGUGUCUCAAGUGUUGAACAGGUACACUUACGCAUCUACUCUCUCCCACUUGCGUCGGACCAACACCCCUCUCGGUCGCGAGGGUAAGAUUGCUAAACCUCGUCAAUUACACAACACGCACUGGGGUAUGGUCUGUCCUGCCGAAACGCCAGAAGGCCAGGCUUGUGGCCUCGUCAAGAAUCUCGCCCUCAUGGCAUGUAUCUCCGUCGGUUCUUAUUCCGCACCCGUCAUCGAGUUCUUGGAGGAGUGGGGUCUUGAAUCACUGGAGGAGAAUGCGCACUCGUCGACGCCUUGUACGAAGGUCUUUGUCAAUGGUGUCUGGAUGGGUGUGCAUCGUGAUCCCGCGAAUCUCGUGAAGACGAUUAAGAAGCUUCGUAGGAAGGAUGAUAUCAGUCCUGAAGUUUCUGUUGUUCGCGACAUCCGUGAGCGGGAGCUGCGAUUAUACACAGACGCUGGUCGUGUCUGCCGACCGCUAUUCAUUGUCGAGAACCAGCAGCUUGCCCUUCAAAAGAAGCAUAUCAAAUGGUUGAACCAAGGUUAUCGCGACGAAGACGGGGAGGAAUUUAAGUGGGAGCAGCUAGUAAAGAAUGGAAUCAUCGAGUUGUUGGAUGCGGAGGAAGAAGAGACUGUCAUGAUCUGUAUGACUCCGGAGGACCUCGAGAACUCCAGAUUGCAGUCAGCAGGUAUCGAUCCGCACCAGAAUGAUGGCGAUUAUGACCCAGCUGCACGGCUGAAGGCAGGGAUCAGCGCGCAUACUUGGACUCACUGUGAGAUUCACCCAAGCAUGAUUCUGGGUGUCUGCGCGAGUAUCAUUCCUUUCCCUGACCACAACCAGUCUCCUCGUAAUACAUAUCAAUCCGCCAUGGGUAAACAAGCCAUGGGCAUUUACCUCACUAAUUUCUUGGUUCGCAUGGACACCAUGGCCAAUAUUUUGUAUUACCCGCAGAAGCCUCUCGCCACCACGCGCUCCAUGGAGUACCUGAAAUUCAGAGAGCUUCCUGCUGGACAAAACGCCAUCGUGGCCAUUCUUUGUUACAGUGGCUACAACCAAGAAGAUUCCGUCAUCAUGAAUCAGAGUUCUAUCGACCGAGGUCUCUUCCGGAGUAUAUACUACCGCAGUUACAUGGACCUGGAGAAGAAGAGUGGUGUACAGCAGCUGGAGGAGUUUGAGAAACCUACUCGUGAUACUACGUUGCGGAUGAAACACGGCACGUACGACAAAAUUGAGGACGAUGGUCUGAUUGCUCCCGGUACCGGUGUCUCUGGGGAAGAUAUUAUCAUUGGGAAAACUGCACCCAUUCCCCCUGACAGCGAGGAACUUGGACAACGUACUCGGACGCACACAAGACGAGAUGUCUCGACUCCAUUGAAGAGCACAGAAAAUGGUAUUGUUGAUCAAGUGUUGAUCACGACCAAUUCGGAGGGCCAGAAGUUCGUCAAAGUCCGUGUUCGGUCGACGCGUAUUCCCCAGAUUGGCGACAAGUUUGCAUCUCGUCACGGUCAGAAGGGAACUAUUGGUAUCACUUACCGACAGGAAGACAUGCCCUUCACCGCCGAGGGAAUUGUUCCUGAUAUUGUCAUUAAUCCUCAUGCCAUCCCCUCGCGUAUGACCAUCGGUCACUUGGUUGAGUGUCUGCUCUCCAAGGUGGCAACAUUGAUUGGUAACGAGGGUGACGCAACUCCCUUCACCGAUCUCACGGUCGAGUCCGUAUCAACCUUCCUGCGCCAGAAGGGCUACCAGUCCCGAGGUCUUGAGGUCAUGUAUCACGGCCACACAGGCAAGAAGCUCCAAGCGCAGGUUUAUCUCGGCCCCACAUACUACCAGCGUCUCAAACACAUGGUGGACGACAAGAUCCAUUCGCGCGCGAGAGGUCCCGUGCAGAUCUUGACGCGCCAGCCUGUGGAGGGUCGGAGUCGUGAUGGUGGUCUCCGUUUCGGAGAGAUGGAACGUGAUUGUAUGAUUUCGCAUGGUGUUGCUGGCUUCCUGAAAGAGCGCUUGUUUGAGGCUAGUGAUGCCUACCGUUUGCAUGUUUGCGACAUCUGCGGUCUCACUGCAAUCGCCAACCUUAAAAAGCAAAGCUUCGAGUGCCGUGCAUGCAAAAACAAGACGGCGUGUUCGCAGUUGUAUAUUCCUUAUGCUGCGAAACUAUUAUUCCAGGAAUUGCAAAGCAUGAACAUCGCAGCUCGUCUGUAUACCGUUUCCACUGGUCGUGUCAGGGAUGGAACGUAA
Molecule: messenger RNA, 3630 nt
Organism: Suillus subalutaceus
Lineage: Eukaryota; Fungi; Basidiomycota; Agaricomycetes; Boletales; Suillaceae
Product: DNA-directed RNA polymerase II subunit RPB2
Exons: 8
Coding region: 1-3630 (1209 amino acids)
Biological process (GO): DNA-templated transcription
Cellular component (GO): RNA polymerase II, core complex
Molecular function (GO): DNA binding; DNA-directed RNA polymerase activity; ribonucleoside binding
Source: RefSeq, a predicted model, not a curated record